Molecule: messenger RNA, 1393 nt
Organism: Melanotaenia boesemani (Boeseman's rainbowfish)
Lineage: Eukaryota; Metazoa; Chordata; Actinopteri; Atheriniformes; Melanotaeniidae
Gene: nhlh2
Product: nescient helix loop helix 2
Exons: 2
Coding region: 667-1041 (124 amino acids)
Biological process (GO): regulation of transcription by RNA polymerase II
Molecular function (GO): protein dimerization activity; RNA polymerase II cis-regulatory region sequence-specific DNA binding; DNA-binding transcription factor activity, RNA polymerase II-specific
Source: RefSeq, a predicted model, not a curated record
UAUUCCAUCCCCUCCGUCCAUGAAGCCUUUAUUAGUCCGGAUCGUUUGGAUCUUAUCUCGCAUAUGACACUCUGGAUGAGGGGGAACGGAGAAGCUGGAUUAUCCUCGACCUGCCUUCCGAUCCGCCGCUUCCUUGACAAGGAAGAGCCUCGCUUAUCUCGCCCCUUUAUCCCCAUCUUCCACAGGCGGAUGGACGAGUAGCCCUGGCUGCACUUUCACCACAAUCUGCCCAUCUCCUCCAUUGUCUCUGCGCCGCACGCGGAGGGCUCACUGAUCCCCUCUUAUCAGCAUCAGUAUCAUCAUCCUCAUCUGAACCGCACGAGCUGAUCAAAACAAGACUUCUGGAUCCAGACUUUUUCUUUUUUGUUUUGAAUCUGCAGAUAUUUGCACGCCUGACGUCUGACCCUUGCGUGAUGCUCACGUUGCAAGUUUACAGCUGAAAAAGUGAAAGUAUUUUUCUCCCCUUUUUUUAAAAAAAAAAACUUAAUUUUAGUUUCCGCGCACCUGAAGAGCCACCUCUGUCACACCUGGUGCUUGUUUGGUUUGUUGGAAUAUGAGUUAAAUUGGAGUUGAGUCUAAUCACAAGAAAAAUCCUUUAAAAAUUUGCCUCCCAACUAUUUACCAAGGUUUCUACGGAAGAGAAACUGCCGACGCCAGAGUCUAAAAAUGAUGCUGAGCCCGGAUCAGGCUGAGGCGGACCUCUCCUGGACUCAGUCCGACCCGGAGACCAUGCUCAACGGCCUCAAGUCGGCCGGCUGCACCUCGGACGAGCCGGCGGAGGGCGAGGAGAGAGGGGGCAAAUGCAAAGCCGAGCAGCCGCUGAGCAGAGAGGAGAAGCGGAGGAGACGAAGGGCCACGGCCAAGUACCGCUCGGCCCACGCCACCAGAGAGCGGAUCCGGGUGGAGGCGUUCAACGUGGCCUUCGCGGAGCUGAGGAAAUUACUCCCCACUUUGCCCCCCGACAAGAAACUCUCCAAGAUUGAGAUCCUCAGACUGGCUAUCUGCUACAUCUCAUAUCUCAAUCACGUGCUGGAUGUCUAAAGUCAGAUAAAACGGUGUGUUUGGGUGGAGGCUGGACUCGUGCGCGUGCUGGUCGUCAUUUAGGGCAAAGGUGGCAGUGGGUGGACUGAUGCGGGAGAUGUUUUCUUUAAGAAGAUGCGCAGUAUUUUUAAAGCUGAUAAGGUUGAAAUAAUAAUAAGAAAUAAAAAGAAAAUGGGGAAUUUUACAAUCUGAAAUAACCUCCACGUGACUUUUAACCCCAAUGAACAUUUGAAUUAUUCCCGAAAAAAAAACACUUUCCACGACGAACCAGAUUCAUCCAUCACCACCUGUGACACGACUAGCUCCAAAUUUAAUUUAUUUGAAUUAUAAUCAGUAGAAAUAAAACAUGCUC